This is a messenger RNA of Atta colombica, 4665 nucleotides long. RefSeq names its product neurexin-1 (gene Nrx-1). The record is from RefSeq and is a predicted model, not a curated record. Gene Ontology annotation, molecular function: calcium ion binding. Lineage: Eukaryota; Metazoa; Arthropoda; Insecta; Hymenoptera; Formicidae. The transcript has 24 exons. The coding region runs from base 52 to 4380 and encodes 1442 amino acids.
GAGUUCGAGUUCGGCAAGCUCGCCGGGAACUCGGACGUCUACGUGGGUGGUAUGCCUAGCUGGUACAACAGCAAGCUGACGCUCUUGGCGCUGCCUAGCGUCAUAUUCGAGCCAAGAUUCAAUGGAUUUAUUAGGAAUCUCGUGUAUGCCGAUGGAGAGAAUACUGUGCCCAGAAGGCAGGAGAUGAAGAGUCGGGAUGUCAAGUGCGGUGGCUUUCCCUGUGUCGAGAGCACCAAUAAACGCAAGUCGCCGAGGAGUUUACGCAAUAUGGCGAAUACGACAGAUGCCUGUGAAACUCGCGAUCCAUGUCAGCAUGGAGGCAUUUGCAUUUCUACAGACAGUGGACCGAUCUGUGAGUGUCGCACCGGCGAUUAUGAAGGCGCAUAUUGCGAGAAAGACAAAGCUCCCUCGGAAGCAUCCUUCAGAGGGACUGAGUAUCUCACGAUAGAUUUGAGCAAAGGAGAACCAGUACUCAGUACACAAGAAUCCAUAAGCCUCCAGUUCAAAACGAGAGCAGCAAAUGGACUUCUAUUUUAUUCCGGAGAGGGCGAUGAUUAUCUCACUAUAUCGCUGAGAGACGGAGGCGCCGCAGUCAGUAUGAGCCUAGCCAAAGGAAGAUUGGAUUUGCACAUAAAGCCGGUCAAGUUACGAUUCGAUGAUCGUCAAUGGCACAAAAUCGUCGUCCAUCGGAAGGUCCAAGAGAUCUCUUCAAUAACCAGCUUUUGCAGGCUCUCUGCUAUUGUCGAUGGGGUUUACGCUGAGCAUGGUCAUACUGCGGGAUCAUUCACACACUUGGCCAGUGAUCGACUUCUCGUCGGUGGAGGAGCUGAUGCGAGGUCCUUGCAGGGUGCCAAAGGGAUCAUCAACUUUGUUGGAUGUCUGAGAAAGGUGGAAUUUGCUGCAGAAAGAAUCAGAAUGGAACUGAUUGAAGCGGCCAAAAGCGGAGCGGCUGGUGUUGCGGCUUGGGGAAAAAUGGAUUUUUUCUGUCGUGAACCGAGAACAGCAGAUCCAAUUACGUUUACCACUAGGGACUCGCAUCUCGUUCUGCCACCCUGGAAAGCUGCCAAGACCGGGACUAUAUCCUUCAAAAUUCGUACGAACGAGCCCAAUGGAUUGAUCAUGUAUAGUCGCAGCGGAGCACAAACGAGGGAAGAUCUGUUUGCCUUCGAGAUUCUUGGCGGAUAUCUUUAUACACAUGCUGAUCUCGGGAGCGGCUCCGUUAAAGUAAAAUCGUCAAAGACACGCGUGGAUGAUGGCACCUGGCACGACGUUGUCUUGAGGAGAGUCGAGAGAGAAAUUCGAGUUACUGUCGACAGCAACAUAGUCGAGUUUCGUACGCCAGGAGAUUCCACGCAAUUAGACUUGGAUGGCUUAUUAUAUAUCGGUGGUGUGGGCGCACCUUUUGCGCCUUUAACUGUUCCGCCUGUUUUGUGGACGGGCGCCCUUCGACAAGGCUACGUGGGAUGCAUGAGAGAUCUCGUCAUUAAUGGAAAUCCAAUAGACAUCGCGGGAUAUGCGCAGCAACAAGAUUCGGGUGCAGUAAGACCCGCAUGUCACAUGCAAGCCUCACAUUGUUCUUCGAACCCGUGUAUGCAUCGUAGCGUUUGCCUUGAAGGAUGGAAUCGAUUUCACUGCGAUUGCACUAACACAUCUUUCACAGGACCUACCUGUGGCAAAGAUGCAUCGACAUUGCAUCUGAACGGUACGCAACAAAUGACGGCGUUGAUGCCGGAAGACUCCAGAACACAGGCGGAGGAAAUUGUCGUGCGAUUCAAAACGACGAGACCGCGCGGCCUUCUAUUAGCGACUAGCUUUGAAAACAGUGCUGAUCGCUUGCAGAUUUAUCUAGAAGAGGGCAAAGCAUAUAUGCUGAUUCACAUCGGAGACCGAGAAAAGUUAUUGACAACUGGGCAAGGUCUUAAUGAUGACUUGUGGCAUACACUAAAAUUCUCCAGACGAUUCAAUUUGCUCAAAUUCCAGAUCGACGAUGAUACAGCAAUGCGAGCGGAAGCGCAGCUGGGAAAGCAGGGUAUCUUGGAAUUUCGAACGCUCCACGUAGGCGGAUAUCUUCACGCGGGCGAGGACAUACCGCAUUUCGUGGGCCAGUUGCAGCAGAUCUGGUUCAACGGAUAUCCAUACUUGGAGAUUGCGCGCAGCGCUGGAAGCCAUCAGACCUCACAUCAGGGUGUCGCACCCAUCAUUCGGGUCACCGGCAAGUUCGGGAAAAGAAAUCAUCCGGUUCAUCAUCCGGUGACCUUCACCUCCAAGCACACUUUCGUAGGACUUCCGGUACUCAAAGCGUACUUGGAGACCAACAUUUAUUUCCAGUUCAAAACGCGCGAAACGAACGGCUUGAUCCUUUACAAUGCUGGAAGAGAGCAUGAUUUUAUUGCGGUUGAGCUGGUAAACGGACACGUACACUACGUGUUUGACUUAGGCGACGGAGCUGUCAGGGUCAGGGACACUUCGAAGUCCAAGUUGAACGAUGGCAAAUGGCAUGCCGUCAGUAUUGGCAGACCUGCCGCAAAGAGGCACACACUCUCUGUGGACGAUCACGUGACCGCUGUCAACAGCCAAGGUAGCAACGAGAAUCUUGAUCUCGAUGGCAUUUUGUAUAUAGGUGGAGUGGAGAAGGCGCAAUAUGGCCAAUUACCAAAACAGAUUCUCAGCCGUCACGGAUUCGAGGGGUGUCUGGCGUCGUUGGAUCUCAGCGGGGAAAGUACCGACCUCAUUACCGAUGCCGUCGUGCCGAGUUCUUUGAUCACAUCCGGAUGCGACAUUUACACCAACAUACAUCCGGGCAAGAAGUGCACUCAUGAUCUCUGUGCCAAUCAUGGAACAUGCGUGCAACAAUGGAAUAGCUACACAUGUGAUUGCGACAUGACGAGUUUUACCGGGCCGACUUGUAACGAUGAGGCUAUCGCUUACGAAUUCGGAGCAGGAAGAGGAAUUAUCACGUAUACGUUUCCGCCUGAUCGUCGACCGGAAAUGAAAAGAGAUACUGUGGCCUUGGGUUUCGUUACCAGCGUUAAUGACGCUGUGUUGCUUAGAAUAGAAUCUGCGUCGAGUAACGAUUAUCUUGAAAUCGAAAUUGUGGAAGGUAACGUUUUUGCGGUUUAUAAUAUGGGCACCAACGAUCAUCCAAUAGGCGAAGUUGGCGUGAAAGUUAACGACAACCAAUAUCACGUGGUUAGAUUUACCAGAACUGGGCCGAACAGCACAUUACAAGUCGAUGACUACAAUUUGCAAUCUAAUCAUCCAUCAGGUCAUCAGCUGACAGUGUUCAACAGCCAGUCUACUAUUCAGGUAGGCGGUCGAUGGAAUCGCAGCAAGGGCAGAGUGGAACGACCCUUUCUCGGCGUGAUAGCCGGACUAGUCGUCAAUGGUGCCAGAAUUUUAGAACUGGCAGCUGCUAAAGAUGGUAAAGUUGCAACUAGAGGAGAUGUGCAGCUUCUGCCAGCAGGAAGUCUCUUGGAUCGCGCCCCGCCUUUACAAAGAAUGCAACAGACACCAGCGUCCGGAUUUCCCGGCGUCAUGGACGACCUCAUAUUCUCCGGCGCCGGAAGUGGCUGCGCCGGCGAUGAUGAGGACGAGGAGUGCACUCCGAUCUACGAGUCAGGCUCCGAUGACAUCAUCACACCAGUGUACGUGGCGCCUACACGAUUGCCAACGACAUUGAGGCCGAAGCUGCACAAAGAAAAUAUUCAAGAGCGUCCAACCUGCGAUGACGAGGAAGAUUGCGAAGAGGGCUCCGGCGAUCCCAGAACGACAGAAGAAAUUUUUGUCACCUCGGUCACCGAUAUCAGCUCGGUAACGUACACGACGCCCCGCGAGUACUCGACGAGCCAUAUUAGCACCCAGACGACGUCGCCGUCGUCGACAACGUUGGGUCGCGACGUCGUCACCGUCUCCGUCCAAUACAACGUGUCAACCACAGACCUCGAGACCAGCCAUAGCAGCAGCGUCGUAACGCAUCGAUCGACAACCGUGACAACGCAGACGACCACGACGGAAAUGACGGAGCCACCACCGCCACCUCCACCGCCGGUGUAUCCACCGAUGCCCACUCCGCCCAAGAACAACAACAAUAAGCGGAUCACAUCCGAAGCGGCAGAGAAUGCCGCGCUUAUAAUUGGCAUUAUAGCCGCCGCAUUAAUAGCGAUAGUCUUGAUCAUAUUGAUAAUCCUCAAGUUUAAGAAUCGGCCAGAAACGAGUUAUAAGGUGGAUGAAACAAAGACGUUCUGCCAGGAUCCAAACGCGGCUCUGUUAGGCGCUGCUGGCUCUGGCCAGCCCUUCAAUGGCGCCUUGAAAAACGGCGCCAACGGCAGCAAAAGCAACAAGAAACGAGAACUAAUAGACAUUAAAGAAUGGUACGUGUAAAGGGGGGGUAUCCACAUACUGAGCAGGACAUUGCCUUGUGCUUGAGAUUUACGUAUAAGGAGUAUGGCCAAGAACUUGGCCAAAGAACGUGCACGUCAUUUUUCGUCGCUGGAAAGGAUCGAGAAUUGAAAGAAGCAGAGAAGAAUAAAUGAACACAUAGUCUCUUAUGACUCUCGUACAGGUGUACAAAGAAAAUGUACUCGCUGAUCAGAGCAUUCUCAUAGAAGAUACUUGUCUGCUAAAUAUUAAACGGGUCUGGUCCAAUGCGAUUAUUGAGAUUCCAAA